ACGCCUUGCGGCUGCCGGAGGAAGCGUGCUGUGUCUGCAGCGGAGAAACCGUCUUCCGUCAUGUCGCCUGCCUGCAAGAUCGGACCGUCCAUCCUGAACAGUGACCUGUCCCGCCUGGCUGCGGAGUGUGACCGCAUGCUGCAAGCUGGCGCCGACUACCUGCAUCUGGACGUUAUGGACGGGCACUUUGUUCCGAAUAUCACCUUUGGACACCCGGUGGUAGAAUGUCUACGGAAGCAACUGGGCAAAGACCCGUUUUUUGACAUGCACAUGAUGGUCGCAAAUCCAGAGCAGUGGGUGAAACCCAUGGCAGCUGCCGGUGCCAACCAGUACACCUUCCACCUGGAAGCCACCAACAACCCCGGAGCCCUGAUCAAGGAGAUCCGUGAAAGCGGUAUGAGGGUGGGACUUGGUAUAAAGCCGAACACUACAGUGGAAUACCUUGCGCCGUGGGCGAGUCAGAUUGAUAUGGCCCUCGUUAUGACUGUGGAACCAGGUUUCGGGGGCCAGAAGUUUAUGGAGGACAUGAUGCCAAAGGUGCAUUGGUUAAGGUCGCAGUUCCCUUCACUGGAUAUAGAAGUGGAUGGCGGUGUAGGACCUGAAAACAUUCAUAGGUGUGCAGAGGCUGGAGCAAAUAUGAUUGUCUCUGGAAGCGCCAUCAUGAAAAGUGACGAUCCCCGCACAGUGAUCAGCCUCUUGAGAAAUGCAUGUUCUGAGGCUGCCCAGAAGCGCUCCUUGGACCGGUGAAACUGGGAGACAAAUGUAAUCAUCCUGGAUCCAGUGUCUGGUUUAAGCCAUUACACUGGGGAACCAUUCCAACACAAAGACCUGUCCUCGGACCAUGGGCAGGGUACCAUAUUACCCCGGUCGUGGCACAGGGGCUUUACCCCUCCACGACAAUGAACUGACAAACAUGAGGUACAUUGACUGCCGAUUCUGUUCCUGCUGUUAUACUGUCCAAGCGUUAGUUUACUUUCCCCAGCAGAGGAGUUAUCUACAUAAUUGUGAAUUAUUUGAUCUUUGUAUUCAUGUUUCCUUGCAGUCUUACAAGCCUAUGUCAAGGUUUUAAAUUACUAUGGAAUUUAUCAAAUUAUUUCUG
Messenger RNA from Spea bombifrons (plains spadefoot toad), 1099 nucleotides. RefSeq names its product ribulose-5-phosphate-3-epimerase (gene RPE). The coding region runs from base 61 to 747 and encodes 228 amino acids. The record is from RefSeq and is a predicted model, not a curated record. The transcript is spliced from 6 exons. NCBI's taxonomy places the organism in Eukaryota, Metazoa, Chordata, Amphibia, Anura, Pelobatidae. Gene Ontology annotation, cellular component: cytosol. Gene Ontology annotation, biological process: carbohydrate metabolic process; pentose-phosphate shunt; pentose-phosphate shunt, non-oxidative branch. Gene Ontology annotation, molecular function: metal ion binding; D-ribulose-phosphate 3-epimerase activity.